AUGCCUUCCGCUGCACCAGAAACCGUUUUGAGCGAUUCCAUUAUCGGUGGACACGCCGAGAGUCGACCGCGCUUGUCAGAACCCUUGACUUACACGGGCAGUCUUGACGCUAUCCCGCAGCUCGACGUCACCCCUGUCAUCGGCCGUGAAUACAACGGUCUCCAGAUCCGCGACCUGUUGAAAUGGGAUGAGACACACAUUCGAGACCUUGCUGUGACCAUUUCGCAGCGCGGCGUGGUGUUCCUCAAGAACCAAGAUGUUACGCCAGAGGAGAUGAAAGACUUUAUGCUACGGCUCACAGACGUUGCCGGGUGCCCUGCUAGUUCUGGACUACAUGUGCAUCCUUUGACGGAAGAGGGCAGUGAGUUGGGUGAUCAGAUCAGUGUUAUCUCAAGUGAGAAGCAGAAGAAGGGAGGCGGUUUGACACAUCAGCUCAGUGAUGUUAGUCGAUAUGCUUCAGCAGGAUGGCAUAGUGAUAUUACAUUUGAGAAGGUCCCCUCGGACUAUGCAAUGCUUAAGAUCCACACACUACCAGCAACUGGUGGUGAUACGCUCUGGGCAUCUGGAUAUGAGAUCUACGAUCGGCUCUCCGACCCCAUGAAGAAAUUCCUCGAAGGCCUAACAGCGACUCACGACGCAAGUUUCUUCCACGACGAGGCACGCCGACUGGGCAACCCCAUCCGCAAGGAUAUCCGCGGUUCACCUCUAAACCAAGGCGAGAACCUCAUCUCCGUGCAUCCUCUUAUCAGAACAAACCCAGUUACAGGCUGGAAGUCCGUGUUUGUCAACAAGGGCUUCACCAAGCGCAUCAACGGGCUGUCAAAAGAUGAGAGUGACACAUUGCUUGCGUAUCUCUUCAACCUAGUGACUCAGAACCACGACGCUCAGGUGCGUUUCCGUUGGAUUGCCAUUGAUUUUCAAGGCCAUGAGCUUGUUUCUCUCAAUGUCCAUUCAAUGAGGGCCCUUUAUACAUCUUCGAGCUCGAGGCGGGCUCUGCGCCUGCCGUCCAUUGCUUCAGCAGUGACGCGGUCCUCUGCGCUUGCCAUCGGAGCCUUCAAUGCCGAGACCCGUCCCUUCCAUUCAGGACCCCUCCCCCGCAUCAGCUCCAGAGCUAGAGCCUCAUCUCACCCAUCAGCUUCUUCUCUAACAACCCCUUCUCGACCUCUUCAUACCUCUCAAUUACGUUCUUUCCUCUCGUCUAGCUUCACGAAAGCUUCGUUAUCUCGAUCGAAUCCUCCUCGGCUUCUUCGCGACUCCAAAGUCACCUCUUCUCUUGUCCGUCGUCAGCAGCAGCGCAACUGCUCUUGUCGCCGAGCAAUGUAUCGCAACGGAUCUGACGUCGCCAGUGCGAGCCUCGAUGUUCGUCGUGGCCGCGAGGUUCUCCCCAAGAACGUCAAGCCGUUGCACUACGACCUUACCCUUGAGCCUAACUUCGAGACCUUCAAGUAUGAGGGUACUGUUGUCAUCGACUUCGAUGUAGUUGAGGAUACAACCUCCAUUGCCCUCAACACGGUGGACCUUGAGAUUCACGAGACCCUCGUCGAGGCCAACGAUACCACGAUCAGCUCCUCGCCCACUCUCGACUACAACAAAGAUUCCCAAACUACCACCAUCACCUUCGAUAAGACGAUUCCUGCAGGUCAAAAGGCGAGGUUGACUCAGCGCUUCACCGGUACUCUCAACGAUGAUAUGGCAGGCUUCUACCGGUCAUCAUACAAGGAUGAGCAGGGCAACACCAAGUACAUGGCUACCACUCAGUUCGAGGCCACUGAUGCCCGACGAGCAUUCCCUUGCCUGGACGAGCCGGCUCUCAAGGCAACCUUCACUGUGACACUGAUCGCAGACAAGGACUUGGUCUGUUUGGGCAACAUGGAUGUUGCUUCUGAGAAAGAAGUCGACUCAAAGGUCACAGGUAAGAAGAGCAAGGCCAUCACUUACAACAAGACUCCGAUUAUGUCUACCUACCUCUUGGCUUUCGUCAUUGGUGACCUUAAGCACUAUGAGACCAACAACUUCCGAGUUCCCAUUCGAGUCUGGUGCACUCCCGACCAAAACCUCGACCAUGCAGUCUUCUCAGCCGAGCUGGGAGCACGAACACUCGAAUUCUACGAGGAGCAGUUUGGCAGCAAAUACCCUCUUCCCAAGAUGGACAUGGUUGCCAUUCCUGAUUUUGCUGCUGGAGCCAUGGAAAACUGGGGUCUCAUUACCUACAGAGUGGUUGAUCUUCUCCUGGAUGAGAAGACCAGCAGUGCUGUUACCAAGAAGCGUGUGGCAGAGGUUGUUCAGCACGAGCUGGCUCAUCAGUGGUUCGGCAACCUAGUCACAAUGGACUUCUGGGAUGGUCUUUGGCUAAAGGAAGGUUUUGCGACAUGGAUGUCUUGGUACUCUUCCAACGCUUUCUAUCCCGAGUGGAGGAUCUGGGAGGGCUACGUUACCGAGGAUCUGCGAUCCGCUCUGGGUCUCGACUCUCUUCGCAGCUCUCACCCCAUCGAAGUGCCUGUCAAGCGCGCAGACGAGGUGAACCAGAUCUUCGAUGCCAUCUCGUACGAGAAGGGCUCUUGUGUCCUGCGUAUGAUCUCCAAGUAUCUGGGUGAGGAUGUCUUCCUCAAGGGUAUUCGAAUCUACCUCGACAGACAUGCCUACAGCAACACUGAGACUACUGAUCUCUGGGCAGCUCUUAGCGAGGCUAGCGGCAAGGACGUUGAGCGUGUCGCCGAUAUUUGGACCAAGAAGGUCGGCUACCCUGUCGUAGCAGUCACUGAGGAUCAAUCCAAGGGUACGAUCCAUGUCAAGCAGAACCGCUUCCUUAGAACCGCCGACGUCAAGCCAGAAGAGGAUGAAGUUCUCUACCCUGUAUUCCUUAACCUUCGAAGCAAGGACGGUAUCCAAGAGGACCUUGCGCUCAACACACGUGAGGCCGACUUCAAGGUGUCUGAUUUCGACUUCUUCAAGAUCAACUCUGGCCACUCUGGUAUCUACCGUACAUCUUAUUCCAGCGAACGACUUCAAAAGCUCGGACAAAACGCCAAGGCAGGUUUGCUGGGUGUUGAGGACAGAGCUGGAAUGAUCGCUGAUGCUGGUGCCCUUGCUGCUGCUGGUUAUCAAAAGACAUCUGGCUUGCUGUCCCUCCUCCAAGGCUUCGACUCUGAAAAUGAGUUCAUUGUCUGGGAUGAGAUUACCCUCCGUGUUGGCUCUCUCCGCGAUGCCUGGAUUUUUGAAGAUGAUGAUGUCAACAAAGCCCUUAAGGCUUUCCAAAGAGAUCUGGUUAGCAAGAUUGCGAACGAGAUUGGUUGGGACAUCACGGACGCUGAUGACUUUACCGCUCAGCGUUUCAAGGCACUAAUGUUUGGCAAGGCCGCCAUUGUUGAGGAUGAGCCUACCAAGAAAGCAGCAUUCGAGCUGUUCGAGAAGUUCAUUAAUGGCGACCGAGACGCUCUGCAGCCCAACCUCCGAUCUAGCGUUUUCGGUGUUGUGUUGACUUAUGGAGGUGAGAAGGAGUACAACGCUGUUCUCAAGGAGUAUGAGACUGCCAAGCAAAGCAGUGAGAGAAACACCGCUCUUCGAUCGCUUGGCUUCGCAAAGGAUCCUGCCCUCAUCGAGCGAACUUUCAAGUACACCCUCAGUGACAACGUCAAGACUCAAGAUAUCUACAUGCCUCUCAGUGCUCUCCGCGCUCACAAGCAAGGUGUCUUGGCGCUCUGGGGAUGGGUCAAGGAGAACUGGGAUGUUCUCACCAAGCGACUGCCCCCUGGCAUGUCUCUCCUUGGUGAUAUGGUAGCCAUUUCCACCAGCUCUUUCACACAUCAUGAUCAGAUUUCGGAGGUGAAGAGUUUCUUUGAAGAGAAGGGGAGCAAGGGAUUCGACCUGGAGUUGGCGCAGAGUCUCGAUGCUAUGAAGGCAAAGCAAAACUGGCUCGCAAGGGACAAGGAGGAUGUCAAGCAAUGGCUCCGCGAUAACAAAUACCUGUAA
Molecule: messenger RNA, 3969 nt
Organism: Fusarium sp. VM40
Lineage: Eukaryota; Fungi; Ascomycota; Sordariomycetes; Hypocreales; Nectriaceae
Source: the annotation of a GenBank genome assembly